UCUCCGACUUUUGUUUUUACGUUACGUCACUUCCGGGUGUGUGAUGGCAUGACAGCAUUGGGAAGAGAAAUCCUUUUUCGGUGAUGGGUGCAGACAGUGGUCCCGGAGCUCCGGCGGCUGUCCCGUGGCGCAAAGUGCUGUACGAGCGGCAGCCGUUCCCAGACAACUACGUGGACAGCCGUUUCUUGGAAGAGCUGCGACGCAACAUCCGGGUCCGUCAGUACCGUUACUGGUCUGUGGUGCGAGAGACAGGACUGAUCGCACAGCAGGUGUCGUGGGUAGCGAUCUUUCUCACAUUAUGGUAUUACAUGGAACAGGGUGUCCUGGUGCCAUCCGCGGUGUUGUGGGUCAGCAUGGGUUGCGCUCUGCUGGGCUACGGACUCUACGAGAUCCUGGGAAGAGCUGGGGUCCGAGAGCGCACACGCCUGGCAGACCUGCAGAGCGCCGCCAUCUUCCUGGCUUUUACCUUUGGGUUCUCCCCUGUUUUAAAGACACUGACCGAGUCUGUUAGUACAGAUACUGUGUAUGCCAUGUCAGCUGUUAUGCUCUUAGCUCACUUGGUGUCCUUCCCCUAUGCCCAGCCUAGCCCACCCGGCAGCCUUUCCCUCAACGCGGCCCUUUUCGGGUCGGUGUGCCUGGCGUCACGGUUGCCUGGUGCCCUGCAUACCUUCACCAUGCUGAGCUGUGCUCUUCUGGAAUUUGCGCUCUGGCCGUGUCUGCUGCAUCGAAUACGUGAGAAGGCGAAAUGGAGCUUUCCGUGGGCAGCAGGGCUGGUGUGUCUGGGUGGAGUGGGGGGUGUGGGUAGUCUGUGGCCUGAGGGGGCUGUGCUUCUUUCUAUGGCUCUGUUAAUACUCACCUUACUGUGUCCGUUGUUACUAGUUCACCUGCAGAGGCAUAAGGACAAUAUACAUGGUCCCUGGGAUGAGGCAGAGAUAAGAGAGGAUCUCUCUCACUUCCUGGACUAAAAAACUAGACUGGAAACCGCAUGGGUUAUAGGAUUUUAUUUUAAACCAAAUUUUGACACCGUCCUAAAGAGGGCUGGUUUUAAGACUUGCACUUUUCUCAAGCUCGGGGAUGAAUAAGAAUUGUGUGUCUGAGAUAUCAGAAUAGGACAGUUUGCAACUAUUAAAAGGGUGAAAUGAGCUUGUCCGGGUCACAUUAUCAAAAGAAAAACUCAUAUUUUGCAUAAAGGACUUUUGAAGAGUUUGUUUGCAAAAACCAAUAACUAAAAAAAUCUAAAAUCGUGUUUUUUUACUGUGCAUUCCAAAUAAAACAUGAUAACAAUACACAUUUGAACAUUUUUGUUUUUGCAAACAAACUCUUAUUUUACAGGCCUUUAUAGGAACAGGACAACUUUUUAUUGCCAAAAUGCAGUUGAAUUAUUUUCAUUUGAAAUUGUAAAUAGAUUCUCAUUACUGAAAUAGUGUUUGUUAACUGUAUUUUUAUAGCAUGAUUUACAAAUACAAGGAAUUUAUGUACUACAUAAUGCUCAAAUGUAUUUAUGAUUUUAUGUUUUGUAUAUGAUGUUUUGGGGAAACGUGCAGUAUGACCCUGAGAUGUUUUAUUUUAUGAGACCCAUCUAAAUUGGUUAAAUUCACUGUAGGGAACUGUAAAGACUUUAACAAUAUUUAUAUAAUUGUAUGUUCCUGAAUUGUCUACUGUUUUAAAAAUGCUUUAAAGAAUAUUAUUAUUAGUAACAUGCACAGUGUUCAAAUAAAUCC
Messenger RNA from Triplophysa rosa, 1721 nucleotides. It is a transcript of the gene pigc, whose product is annotated as phosphatidylinositol glycan anchor biosynthesis, class C. The record is from RefSeq and is a predicted model, not a curated record. The transcript has 2 exons. Gene Ontology annotation, biological process: GPI anchor biosynthetic process. Gene Ontology annotation, cellular component: membrane; glycosylphosphatidylinositol-N-acetylglucosaminyltransferase (GPI-GnT) complex. Lineage: Eukaryota; Metazoa; Chordata; Actinopteri; Cypriniformes; Nemacheilidae. The coding region runs from base 84 to 965 and encodes 293 amino acids.